AUGGAGAUAGCAGGAGAUAACGGUGAGAUAGUGCGCGGAAUCUGGCGGCCCUAUCGGUCCAGAAGAAAGAAGAACCAAGCCCCGAGGUCUUGGGGUGGAGUGCGAGGAGGCCCAGACGGCUGGAACGGAGACGGAGAUGAGGCCAGAUCAGGCCAGAUGAGGAUGGGGCAGAGGCGCACAUGCUUAUUACCAGGCAGACGAACUUCGCCGCAGGACACGAUCCGACGACUCUCUUGCACACAGGAUGAAUACAUCACUCAAAGUUAUGAUCAUUGGCGAAAAAGAGGUAUACCCUACGUCCGACCAAGUUUUCCAUUCGGAAACAUUUAUCCGUUGGUUUCCUUAAAGAAAUGUUAUGGAGACAUAUUAGCGCAGUUACAUAAUUCGUCGAAAGGUCCAGUAGUUGGCUACUGGGCAAUUAACAAUCCUUUUUUGUUGAUUCGAAGCCCUGAACUAAUUAAAAAUAUACUGGUGAAGGACUUCAAUCACUUCAGCGAACGUGCUGUUUCUUCAAACAACCACGACCGUAUUUUCAAUGACAUGUUAUUUUCUAUGCAUUUCCACGACUGGAAAAUACUGAGGACCAAACUGACACCACUAUUUACAACUACAAAGUUGAAAUAUGUUAUGCAUAUCUUCAGAGAAUCGGCGCAAGAAAUGAUUGAUUAUCUGGAAGAAGUUUCUGGAGAUGCAGUGGAUUGCAAGCAAAUUUCCAGUCAACUGACUACGAAUAUUUUUGUUGGUACCGGUUUCGGUUACAAAAUAAAUUGCUUCAAAGAAGUUGACAAUCUGUUUUUUAUUUCAAGUAUUGUAAAGUUUAAUGUAUUUACGGAGGAUUUUCUGGACUUCUAUAGAUUUCACUUUUGGAAGGUUAUAAAAGAUCGAGAGGAAUCGGGUGUGAAAUAUAAUGAUUUUAUUGAUUGUUAUAUCCAAUUGAAGAAUGAAGGAGAUUUAGGCGAUGGCAUUACACUAGAUGGAGAUAAGCUUAUGGCGCAGGCUAUUCAAUUUUUCAUGGCCGGUUUUGAAACUACAAGUUCUUUAAUAGCAUUUACUCUCUACGAACUAGCGAUGAAUGAAGAAAUCCAAGAUAAAUUGAGGUUUGAAGUCGUCGAUGCACUAAAAAAGGAAGCCGAUGGCAACUUUGGUUAUGAAAAUAUAGCAAAUCUAAGUUAUCUUUCCAAAGUUAUGUCAGAAGCGGCGAGGAAAUAUCCAACACUUCCCUUCUUAGAGAGAAUAUGUGUUAAGGAUUACCAAAUUCCUGAAACUGAUAUUGUCUUAGACAAAGGAACUAAAUGCCAAUUUUCCACUUUAGGAAUACACUAUGAUCCGGAAUAUUUCCCAAAUCCAGAUAUAUUUGACCCAGAGAGAUUUUCACCAGAAGGAAUUCAAUCUCGUCCGGCUUAUGUUUAUAUGCCUUUUGGACAUGGCCCACAUAAUUGCAUAGGAAAAAGAUUUGGAUUAUUGACUGCAAAAAUGUGCAUCGCACAAAUUCUAAUCAAAUUCCAAAUAAAACCUACUGAAAGCACACCAACAAAGAUUAAAUUACACAGCAAAUCAUUUAUAAUCAAACCUCAAGAUGUUUUCUUAAAAUUUGUAAAAUUCUAA
This is a messenger RNA of Nicrophorus vespilloides, 1605 nucleotides long. Its product is annotated as cytochrome P450 6k1-like. The transcript is spliced from 6 exons. Lineage: Eukaryota; Metazoa; Arthropoda; Insecta; Coleoptera; Silphidae. Gene Ontology annotation, molecular function: heme binding; oxidoreductase activity, acting on paired donors, with incorporation or reduction of molecular oxygen; iron ion binding. The record is from RefSeq and is a predicted model, not a curated record. The coding region runs from base 1 to 1605 and encodes 534 amino acids.